Toxorhynchites rutilus septentrionalis is the source of this 2724-nucleotide messenger RNA. RefSeq lists its product as uncharacterized. Bases 207 to 2087 code for a protein of 626 amino acids. NCBI's taxonomy places the organism in Eukaryota, Metazoa, Arthropoda, Insecta, Diptera, Culicidae. Gene Ontology annotation, molecular function: RNA binding; ATP binding; RNA helicase activity. The record is from RefSeq and is a predicted model, not a curated record. Gene Ontology annotation, cellular component: nucleus; cytoplasm; ribonucleoprotein complex. The transcript has 5 exons.
UUCCAGUCCUCAAGCAAAUAUUUGACAUUUAGCCGAAGGGUUUCGAUACGAAAAUUUUUUACUAGCUCUCACUAAAAGUUUUAUGUACAAGCGAAGCUUUUAGAAAAUUUGUCGCAUUCUGGGGCAUUAUUUUAAUGAUAUAAUCGUUUUUGUGACUAGUCAUAAAAAGUCUCUGUGUUGGUUUGGGCAGAAUAGUAACUUGAAUUAUGAGGAAACGAGGAGGAUAUCGUCGUAGCCGUAGUCGUAGUCCGCGUCGUGGGGGUGGAUCGAAUAAACGGUAUGAAGUUGGAAAGAGCCAGAUACUGAAGCCCGUUAAUUGGAAUCACCACAAAUUGGAACCAGUAGUCCGUACGCCAUAUCGGCCAAAGACGGAGUAUCGUCGAUCGGAACGUGAAAUUACUGAGUGGAGGAAAGCGAAAGAAAUUACCAUCAAGGGUCGUGAUGUUCCCGAUCCGAUAUUCACCUUCGAGGAAGGUGGUUUCCCAGCAGAAAUUGCGGAUGAGUUUCGUUAUUCUGGGUUCACAAGCCCAACGCCGAUUCAAUCGCAAGGUUGGCCAAUUGCACUUUCCGGUAGAGAUAUGGUCGGUAUAGCGAAAACUGGCUCAGGCAAGACACUUUCCUAUUUGCUGCCAGCAGUGCUGCAUAUUGACCAGCAGUCACGUAUUCGUCGGGGAGACGGACCGAUUGCGCUAAUCCUAUCACCCACUCGAGAGUUGGCCCAGCAGAUUAAGCAAGUUACGGAUGAUUUUGGGCGUGCAAUGAAAGUGAAGAAUACAUGUCUUUUCGGAGGAGGUGGAAAACGACAACAGAGCUACGAUCUGGAACAUGGCGUUGAGAUUGUAAUCGCCACUCCUGGCAGAUUGAUUGAUUUUUUGUCGACCGAUCACACUAAUCUUCGGCGAUGUUCUUAUCUCGUGCUGGAUGAAGCCGAUAGGAUGUUGGACAUGGGCUUCGAGCCCCAGAUCCGAACCAUUAUUGAACAGAUUCGACCAGACCAUCAAACGCUCAUGUGGUCCGCCACUUGGCCGGAUGCGGUUGCGCGUCUGGUGAAGGAUUACCUCAAAGACUACAUUCAGAUCAAUGUAGGUUCGCUCAAGCUAGCUGCCAACCAUAAUAUUUUGCAAAUUAUCGACGUAUGUCAAGAGUACGAGAAGGAACAGAAACUUAGUAUUCUACUGCGAGAGAUUAUGGCUGAGAAGGAGUGCAAAACGAUAAUCUUCAUCGAGACAAAAAAGCGCGUCGAUGAUAUCACUCGCAAAGUGACCCGUGACGGCUGGCCGGCAAUGUGCAUUCACGGGGACAAGUCUCAGAAGGAACGAGAAUAUACACUCAAUUCAUUCCGUUCGGGUAAGACACCUAUCCUGAUCGCCACUGACGUUGCCGCUAGAGGAUUAGAUGUUGAUGAUGUGAAAUUUGUGAUUAACUUCGACUACCCAACCACUUCGGAGGAUUACAUCCAUCGUAUUGGACGCACCGGUCGCUCGAACAACACUGGAACGGCGUACACUUUCUUCACGCCAAACAACGUUGGUAGGGCCCGCGAGUUGAUUGAUGUUCUCAGAGAAGCUAAGCAAGUAAUCAACCCAAAACUGUUGGAUAUGGCCAACAGUCGCAUGAAAGCACGCGAUAACAGAAAUCACGUAAGCUCUAGAUAUCCUCGCCCACGUCGGUCACGAUCAAUUGAUCGUCGAGGAACUUACAGGCGACAUUCACAUUCGCGCUCUCGCUCUCGAUCCCGUUCGCGUUCUCGUUCACGCUCGGUUUCACCUAGGUUCUCCAAGCGGGAUGUGUAUCGUCCAGUGAAGCGUAGCGCUUCCCGCGAAAGUCGAAGUGAAGCGAGCAGCCGUAGUGACAAUCGAAAAAAGAGCUCCCGCCGGAUCAGCCGUUCAGCUAGUCGAUCUCCACCGCGUGGUGGAGCCAAGGGAGGAAACGGGGCGGGCGACAGAAAACGCAAUGGAAGAAGCAAAUCGCCUAUCACCCGUAAGAACCGUAGCCGUAGUCAUAGCCGCAGCAGGAGUCGCAGUCGCGAGGGACGAUUCCGCUCGGCUAAGAACGGCAGCAGCGGAGCCAACUACGACAGGUAUUAAACAUUGGAGAUCAGAUGUGUUUUCAUUCCCAGUAUAUGUGAAAGAAGUAAAUGUAUGCGGUACGCCCACAACUAGCAGUAAAACAAUCCCAAAAUUAUUUGUAAAGAUGUACUUUCUAUAUAGAAAGUGAACGAUCAGCUCUAUUCGACAUUCUACAAUAUGAAUUUUUGUAAAGUGUAAUACCAAUUUUAUGCAUCUAGUUUAGUGAUAGUUAUAAAGGGAUUUGGCUCUCUUAAAAAACAAAUGUGCAAAUAUUUUAUCUCUUCGUGACCUCUGCUAACGAUUCAAUCAACACAUUUCUGAAAAACGCAGUUUCGUCAAAUAAAUCCUGGGCGCAUGUUUAACUGUUUAAGUUUCAUUUUUCCAUUGUGUAGACCCACCUUUUAUAACCGGGAACGUUUGUGUAAGGUACAAUUUUUUUACUGAUUAUGCAUUCAACGAUAGUACUCGAAUAGGUGAAAAAGCCGAAGAAUUUAUAUUCGUGUAUUAUUUUUAAAUUUUGAGUUACACUAUGCUUGUAAUGGUCAAUUUAGAACCAAUCUUGUUACGAUACACAAAAUGCUAAUAUACGUUGUAUGUCUUAUACAAAAGUUAACCUGUAUGAAACUGAGGGCUGAAUAAAGUUGAUGUAUCAGGA